Meloidogyne enterolobii is the source of this 514-nucleotide messenger RNA. Lineage: Eukaryota; Metazoa; Nematoda; Chromadorea; Rhabditida; Meloidogynidae. The record is from the annotation of a GenBank genome assembly.
UUUUAAGAUGCAAGCCUUAAGAAUUUCAAUUAAAGAAUAUUUUACUAGAUUGGCUUAUGAUUAUUCCGGUUCAGUAAAGGAUUUGGCUUUGGAUGUUAGAGAAAAGCCUUUCAAAUCAAUAGCGUCCGUUUCUCUCAUUUUCGGCCUAAUUUUUGCUUACCAUAAAAAUCCUGGAGAGAGGGAAUUGAGAAAUAAAUUGGCUGAUUUACGACAAAAGAUGGUACUUAUUCCUGUAACAAUUCACAGCAGAAAAGCUGAUAAUUGCUUGGAAAAAUAUACAAAAUUAUUAAAUGAAAAAAGAUUGGAUUUUGUUAAUUUUUGGUUUUUUGCUUUACUCGUUGAAAUGAAUUAUAAUCCAAAUUGUAAUUCAAAUGAAGCAAAUGAUCGUAUAACUCGUCAAUGGCCUUGGAUUGAGCUUUGGAGAAAUUGUUUUGAUUUUGGAAUAUGUGGGCGUUUUUGGAUGUUGGAAAAUUCUUUUAAUGAUUGUGAUAUUUGUGAGGAGGAAUUUUUAUAG